Molecule: messenger RNA, 3174 nt
Organism: Colletotrichum chrysophilum
Lineage: Eukaryota; Fungi; Ascomycota; Sordariomycetes; Glomerellales; Glomerellaceae
Exons: 2
Coding region: 1-3174 (1057 amino acids)
Source: RefSeq, a predicted model, not a curated record
AUGGCCAUCUCCGAGAGCAUCAUCCACAGGGACUCCGAGGUCAUGGCUGUGUCAACGAACUUGGGUCCUCCUCGGCUGGACCUCUCCCUCACCAGAGGUCGCCGGGGAACUUUCAGCAGCUUCGGCAGCGACGGCGAACGAGGUUUCUCUCCGCGCCCAGCCAGAUCAUCAAACGACCUCUUUGCGCAAGCCCUCAGCCGGAUCGACACCGCGGACUCCGAUUCCGAAUGGGGCGCCGUCCGCGCUCGCGCCAGGGAAAACAAUGACAGACAGGGUUUGGGCGAACUCAUUGAAUUCUUCCGGACCAACUCACCCCCACCGCAGCGCUCCGAACAACGAUCCGUCUUCGAGCACGACGAGCCCCAGGACGAAGAGGAGGAACCCGAGAGGUGGAGGCUAUUCAAAAAGCUGCGCCGCCCGCGCACCCGCGCCAGGUCGGAGUCGCCUGCCCGUCGGCCACGGACCGCGGGACUGCCCAACUCUGCCGUCGCGUCCAAGACGGCAAGCGGAAACUCGCAUAUCGCAAUCUCUAUUCCAUUGGAGUACUGCCACGUAGGACCGGACUCUGACUGGGCGCUCGCCAUCUUCAAUGCCACCCCGCCGCUCCCCCCUACUCCUGCCCGGGGCAGCGAGGAUACCCUCAACGGACAGGUCAGGCCUUACGCCAGUGAGCGCACCGUGACCGUUCUCAAGACCGUCAGCGAAAAGGGAUCUCUGUCGACACUCGACACGAUGAACACCAUGAGCACGAAGUCGCAACGUUGCAAGGGGGUCAAGGGCAAUGUGUCCAUCUGGCCCAAAGUCAACCCCAAUCCCCUGAGCCCGCCCAGGACACCUUAUUCAACGCCGCCAGGAAGCUUGCGCGGAAAACCGAGUGUUUCCAAGCCAAAGCGCGAGCGGUUGCCGUUACCCCCACCGCAGUACGCAGAGCUCCCGGCAUCACCUGUGGUGAUGCCCCAGACACCCAGCGAGAACAUUGACAGAGAGUGCUGGAUCUCGGAGAGCCUUUCGCAGCCUGCGAGCCCACAUCACCAAAAGCCAAAGAGUAAGUCUUCAAGGAGACCGCAGAACAUCGUCCUGCCGCCUCGACGGUCGAGUAUCAAGAUUGUGCGGCCCAAGACAGACACCGCGAGAGACAAGCCUUCCAUUGAUGGCUUAAUUGGCGGAGGCACAAAGCGUCAGAGUGUCGCUUUUGAUGGGCCGCAGCUCAGUCCAGGAUACUCAGAAGUACCGUCUCUGAGUCCGAGCAUUGCGACGACGGAGUUAUCUGAACCCGUCAUCUCAAGAGCCCGGCCCGCAAGGGCCUACUCGACCGCGUCGGUCGUACUCCAAGAUUCAGAGUCAAUGACGCCAAGACAGUCGUUCACCAUCCGACCAGGGAGUAGCGACACCAACCAAACCACCCUGGUGAAUGGUUCUAUAGCCUCUCGUAAUCCGUCAACGAGGACCGCCGCCUCCAGACAGAGUCGCAGGGACCGCGUCAAGUCUCUGAAGCACAGAGACAUGGAGGCCCUCAGGGCGCUGAAGCAGCUGCAGCAGGAGGAUGACGGCGAAAUCACGCCGAGGCCGCAGACAACUGAGACGGUGAUUAGCAACCUUCGCCUCCCUUCUCGGGAUGGCACGUUUGGAAGGAACUUCCGUGGCAUGGAGACAAAGCUCUCUGCGACAAAUUUGGCCAACAUGGCUAAGAAGGAACAGACGUCGUCAACCACCGACUCGAACGGCAAGAUCUCCGACUGGCAGGCCACCCAGCAAGCAGAAACGCCAGGCUGGGAGACGGCGCAGGAGGAGCUGACGCCCGGAUGGGAAACCGCCCGUGAAGAGACACCAACGCCGGACUGGCUGAGCACAAGCCUCCUCAACGACACUAUGGCCGCUGCGGAUUCCGCAGCGAGCAACUUCGACAACAGCCUCUUCAGAGACAGCACCGUAGGCCAAGCUGUCGAAGACGGCUCCUCUCCCCUUCGCCCAGCCAGGAUGUCUCGCGCCGACUCGGCAACCCUCUCCCAGGUCGACUCGGCCCGUCUGACCUCUCCGCCCCUGAGCAUAGUCGACGCCGAAGUAGACCUUCCGAGAUCAUCUACAGAGCAAUUCAUCGCCGGCAGCAUCGCGGCGUUUCCAAAGCCUGGCUCGGGGCCAAGGCUCAGUGCAAUCAUGCCCGUGGCCGAAGUCGUGCCCACAGGUCCCAUGGACGAGAGGUGGUCAGCUUCAACCCUCAACUCCCCAAUUACAGUAGUCGAAGUCUCACAUCCCACUUUCCCAAGCAGCCAGACCACCGUCGCGGCCCAACCUUCCAGCUCGACCCAGCUCGCCCGCCCGCAUACCGCAGGGAACACGAACCCAGAGCUCUUCAAUACCGCCCGCGGCUCCGCAGACCUGCAACGACGACGCCAGCCAGCAGCCGACGAAGGCGACGCAGCUGAGACCGCCACCCUCCGUCCGAAGAGCCGCGCCCGCGCCGAGAUCGAGGAAGCACCUUUCGACCUUCUCUCCAUGUCCGCCAGAGAGCUCCGCAACCACUACGCCUCCCUCCGCAGUGCGCGGGUCAACGACCUCGCACACGAGAUGCUCCUGAACCAGGAACGUCUCGAGAUGCGCAUGCAUCAGCAGGAACAGAACCAGAUGCUCUUCAUCGACCGUCUGGAGCGCUGCAUGCACGAACUCAGGAGCCUCCCAGGCUCCCCCUUUCUCACAUCCCUACCCCUGGACUGGCCGCUCGACGACGACCACGACUUUGUCUACGAGGAGCACCGCAUCAGCCGGGACGCCCGGCAAGAAAUCCGCGUGCGCAGGACCGGGCGGAUGCAAAGUAGGUCGUCACAUCAUCAGCAGCACCAGUCCGAGUCCCAGCCGCGUCGGAGGCUUGCGGACACCCGAGACGACUUUCUGGAUUUUGACGGCGCCUUCACUGACAACCACGACCGCGAUCGCAGACCGCGCCGGCCGUCAACUUCACACAACGCCUCGUCCCGUCGGUCAGGGGCCCCUCGAGCCCGUCGCCACGGUGCCCCCGUCCUCCCUCCCCUCAUCACCCGCGGCGGCUUGGACUCUCUGGACCCUCUCAUCAGGGAGCUUCAGUUUGCCGCGCGCGUGAGCCAGGAGACGAACCGGACAGAGCGCAUCCGGACACCGCAGCCCGGUGGUCCGAAUGAGUACUACUACAACAUGAUUUAA